This is a messenger RNA of Falco peregrinus (peregrine falcon), 4635 nucleotides long. RefSeq names its product transmembrane protein 184B (gene TMEM184B). Bases 276 to 1532 code for a protein of 418 amino acids. The record is from RefSeq and is a predicted model, not a curated record. Gene Ontology annotation, molecular function: transporter activity. Lineage: Eukaryota; Metazoa; Chordata; Aves; Falconiformes; Falconidae. Gene Ontology annotation, biological process: transport. The transcript is spliced from 10 exons.
CCAUGCGCAGGCGCGGAGGGCCGGGGUGGGCCCGGCGUCGCCAUGGGCUCCUGAGGCCCGCAGCGCCCCCGCGCCGGUGCCGGCGCCCGCCCGCCCGCGGGGCAGCGGGGCAGGGCCCGACCCGACCGGAUCCGACCCGACCUGACCCCUCCUGACCCCUCCUCACCCUCACGGGCCGAGCCCAGCCCAGCCUAGCCCCGCCCCGCCCGCCGGGAGGUCUUGGCUUGUGGGUGGCUCUUUAGAAUCCCAACUGGAACGUCACACCAGAAAGCACCAUGAUAGUGAUGACUGACGUCACUGUGGCCCCCAGAUUGGGGUCAGCUGCCACCACUCCAGCUGUGGCUCCCAACUUCUCCUGGAUGCCGGAGGAUGGCAGCCCCACAGCUGUGGAGCAGCCAAUAUUCCUCAUGACCACUGCUGCUCAGGCUAUCUCAGGUUUCUUUGUGUGGACAGCUUUGCUCAUCACCUGCCAUCAGAUCUACAUGCAUCUUCGCUGCUAUAGCUGCCCAAAUGAACAGCGCUACAUUGUUCGGAUCCUCUUCAUUGUGCCCAUUUAUGCUUUUGACUCAUGGCUUAGUCUCCUGUUCUUCACCAAUGACCAGUACUAUGUUUACUUUGGCACAGUGCGGGACUGCUAUGAAGCCUUUGUAAUAUACAACUUUCUCAGCCUGUGCUAUGAGUACUUGGGAGGGGAGAGCUCCAUCAUGUCUGAGAUCAGAGGGAAACCAAUUGAGUCCAGCUGUGUAUACGGGACUUGCUGCCUGUGGGGAAAGACCUAUUCAAUUGGAUUCCUGAGGUUCUGCAAACAGGCUACCCUGCAGUUCUGUGUGGUGAAGCCCCUCAUGGCGAUCAGCACAGUCAUCCUUCAGGCCUUUGGCAAGUACCAGGAUGGCGACUUUGAUGUAACCAGUGGCUACCUCUAUGUGACGAUCAUCUACAACAUCUCUGUCAGCCUGGCACUGUAUGCUCUCUUCCUUUUCUACUUUGCUACACGGGAGCUGCUCAGUCCCUAUAGCCCAGUCCUCAAGUUCUUCAUGGUGAAGUCUGUCAUCUUCCUGUCCUUCUGGCAAGGGAUGCUGUUGGCCAUCUUGGAAAAGUGUGGUGCCAUCCCCAAAAUCCACUCUGCCAAUGUGUCUGUGGGUGAAGGCACAGUAGCUGCUGGAUAUCAGGACUUCAUCAUUUGUGUGGAGAUGUUCUUUGCAGCCAUCGCCCUACGCCAUGCCUUCACAUACAAGGUGUAUGUGGACAAGAGACUUGAUGCCCAAGCUGUUCCAUCAUAUGGGCCAUACGGUCGCUGUGCUCCCAUGAAGAGCAUCUCCAGCAGCCUCAAGGAGACCAUGAACCCCCAUGACAUCGUCCAAGAUGCGAUCCACAACUUCUCCCCAGCCUACCAGCAGUACACCCAGCAGUCAACACUGGAGCAUGGUCCACCCUGGCGCAAUGGCAGUCAUGUUAUCUCACGCUCACACAGCUGCUCAGGUGCCCGUGACAACGAGAAGACCCUCUUGCUGAGCUCCGAUGAUGAAUUCUAGGAAGGGAAACUGCCAGCACAGGCUGUCAUUUUCCUUCUUUUCUUUUUUUAAUUUCGUUUGUUGGUUGUUUUUUUUUUUUUAAUUUAUUGAAGCAGAAACAUGCAAGUCAUAUCACUUCCUAGAGAGUGUAGGUUGCAGAAGUGGGCACUUCCCAUUAACUUUUGUGGGUACAGACGUGAUGAGCAUUGUGGAGGUGGGGGAAUGGCCAGGACUCCAUUCUCGAGCCCAUUCCUUACAGCAGCAGUUGACUGGAAUUAACUGAAGCAAAGCUCCAGGCUUUGGGGCUCUGGCCUCCCACACCUGUUCAGCUUGGUGCAGAGCGUGACUGGCCAGAACCUGGAGUUGUGGCCAAAAAUGUUUUUGUUUUUUUUCCAACAGGACAACCCAACUGCUUUGUAUUCCUCUUCCUGAAUGCUAAUGAAGGCACAGUUUUCUCCCCCAGCUCCCUGGUACUAACAACUACUCUGUGAUCCUUGAGAAAUGGGAUUAGGAUGCAGUGAUAAGCAUUCCUGAGGACCAGACCAGAGACUGGUCUGUUUAUAGCCAUUUUCUUGAAUGCUUUGUAACAAAAUGUCUGCUCCCACUCUCCUAAGCACCUGCUUGUGCAGUCCUGUACUUGAGUGAGCGAGGGGGAAAAAGGACAGAACUUUCUUCCUGUUCCUCCACUUCCUGCGUUCCCCCUGCUUCCCAUCAGAGCUGAUGCUUGUUGAAGCUCAGCAGGGAUGGUAUUACUGUCUCACAAGGGCAGGGUUUUCUAAUCAGCAGGUGUCCAAGCUUCCCAUCUCCCCUUCGUUCCUGUGGGGCAAGAAGCCUGCCUGCAGUGUCUGUCUCCUGGUAAUGAGACUGAGGUGAGGACUGGCUGUGAUAGGUGAUUGAGUUUUGUAGAGCUCUGUCCCUUUCAUCCCUCUUUGGGAAAGGAAGAUACACAAACACUGAAAUGUUUUUUUCUUGUUUCCUGUCCCCCACCUACAUAGCUGCCCCUCUUAAAGGUGUGGAUUGCACCAGAGCAGGUGCUGGUCUCCUGCAGGGGGUUCUCCCCCUGCUUGUCAUCACUGACUUCCCUUGUGAGCUGCACAAGUUUUGCCCUUAAGCUGGAGUAUUCAGGAAGAGAUGCUGCAUACUCCUCCUUUGCUUUUUAUCUCCAUAGCUGUUCUGGGCCAAACUGGAACAGACUUGAAACCUAACAUGACCUGGGUGGUUAAAAUUGUCCCUCUUAAUUUCCCAGGCAGCAGAUGCUGCUGCACAUUUCACAGGCCCUGCAGCAAUUGCAGUGAUGUCAAGGGUGGAGCCAGUAUCCAUGGGAGUGGGAGAAGCUUCCCCUUGCUUUUGUUGGGUUUUGGAUUGGCCCCUGAGUAUUUGGUAGAGCAAAAAUAAAAAUGAUCCUUCUGUAGAUCUAUCCAGGGACCAGGAAAUGCCUCUUGCUUGCUUCAAAUUGUGUAGGGGAGGAGGGCGGAGCACACUCAAGUGCCCCCGAUCAGAUGCCCCUACCCCCAAGCAGGAAGCAAAAUGGAGAGGUUGGAGCAAGCUGCUGUGUUCUUGGCUGAAGUUUCUCUGUUCUUCUCCUGCUUGAUGCCUACCCUGCCACCAGCAGACCUGCACAUUUCCAGCUUGCCCCUUGUUGCUCUGCUGGGAGAACUGGGAUCUGGUUUACUGCCUGGAGUUUACCUUUCCUCUUGUAUUCUAAUCUAUGUGUUGCUCAUUCACUUUCUCAGAAGGAACUGUAAGUGAAGAGCACCUAAUUUCCUCAGCACCUCUGCCAGGAGUUGGGGGAAAAGGGCUUGAAGAGAGGUAGGUUUGCUCCUUUCUGUGAGGAUAAGAUAGGGGAAAGCUUAAGGACAGUGUCUCCUUCCAUGCUUGCAUGUCUGAGGGGGACUGUGGAGCAGGUGGGAGCAACAGUGCUGACUCUCGAGGCAGCUGGAGGCAGGGUCAGUGGGUCCAGCAGCUUCUCUGCUGCUGGAUUUUCCCAUUUGUGCAUAUCCUGCGAUGCCAUGCAGUUAGUUACUGCUUUUCCUAAAUCUGUCGCUGCUUAAAUGGACACGCAGAUGUGUCUGCCAGGCUUUAUGUGGGCUUGGUGUAAAACUCCUUUUCCUCAUGCCAUAAGCUGCCUGAAAAGUAGGGCUGAAGACUGAAUGGGGUUUCCUUCUGUCUUCUAUGGCUUUGGUUAAUAGUCCUUGAGUGUGAGAUAUUUAUGUUAAACUUCCCCUCUCUCUUAGGAAGGUGGGGCAUGAUCACUUCCUCCCCUUCCCUUGCAUUUGCAGGCCGUUGAUGAUGUCUCAGUGUCACUUAAUUGGUGACUGUUCCCAGUCUUUGUUGUGUUGGGUGGCUGAGAUCUGAAAUCUCUGGAAUUGCCUUGUUGAGCUUGAAGGUGAUCCAGGUUUGGGGAAGCAUUUUUUUAAAAAUUAUUCUGAAAUGUAUGCUGCAUAUAUAUGCUGUGCAGAGGAUCUGGAUAUUCUCAAAGCUUCAUGUAUGUAGUGGUUCUAAGUAUAAUCCUUUUGCACUAGCUGCCUUUGGAGAAGCCUGGUGAAGAAUUAGUGCCCAAACAACAGCCAGCUGCCAUGCAUUAUGAUUUUUUAUACAUCUAUAUUUUUUAACACCACACAAAAUCAUCUCUGAGCUUCCUGCUCUCCCUCUUGACAGGCAAAUGCCAGAGCAAGGACUGGCUCUGAAGCUGCUCUGGCUUGGAAGAACAAAUAUCUCCUUAUAAGACCCAGAGCUUGUGACCAAGGAGGCCAGGGCAUCCGUGGUCUUACAGGUCUGCUUGCCCAGGGCCCCAACAAAUGUGUCAGUUCCAGCAGUAGGCCCUUGGAGCAGCUCUCCCUCACCUGCUUCCCCUCUCCUUCCUUCCUUCCUUUUUGUUUACUAUGUAACAUACCCAUGGGAUUUAUUAUUUUUCCAUAUAGAGUAGUUCUUUGUAUAUAAAUGACUGAAAAAAAAAAAAAGUAUGAUAAAUAAGACAGAGGCACCUAGUUUUGUACCUAUUGUGUUUAACUGAUGCGAGCUCAGCGACAAGCCGCUCUCUCUAUUUUGGUCUUUGUGAUGUUAUACUCUGCAGAAAUGAGCAAAUAUGAUGACAAAUAAAAAUAUAGAGAUAAUAUAGAUUGUA